This is a messenger RNA of Mesorhabditis belari, 1269 nucleotides long. The record is from the annotation of a GenBank genome assembly. NCBI's taxonomy places the organism in Eukaryota, Metazoa, Nematoda, Chromadorea, Rhabditida, Rhabditidae.
AUGAAAUUGAAAACAUGGAUGUUUUUCUUUCUUGCACAGUUAUUGUAUGACGCGAAUGCUCAAAGCUCUCAUCAAUUCCCGAAAUCAUGUAAAAUGAAUAUUUUAUUGAUUAUGGAUCAAUCUUCAUCAACAAAGGGUGGUUUUGAUGCUGCUCGCGAUUUUAUUAUCAAAGUUGCUCCAGCUGCCAUGAUUGGACCCGAUGCGCAUAGGAUUGCGAUGAUCAUUUUCUCUGGUCGAACGAUCACUCUACCAUGGAACUUUGCUAAAUCGAAUGCAGAGUUAAUCACUCGAUUGAAAUCUGUGAGAAACAAUGGUGGUAUUACGAAAAUUGGAAAAGCUUUAAGCGAAGCAAUUAGAAUGAUGGAAACGAGAAAUACCGCUCUUCCAACUUUUAUUCUGAUGGUCACCGAUGGAAGGAGUAGCGACGAAGUGAAAGCACAGGCGGCGAAAUUGCGAUCUUUUCCCAAGACUUGGCUCUUUGCUACAUCAACAAAUCGACCGGACAUGAGAGGCUUGCUUGAUAUUGUUGGACAUGAGGAUUUCAUUAUUGAAGCUGGAAGUAGAGAAGUGGCCAUGCAAGCAGCUAUCAAUAUUUUGCUAGAUAUUAAAAAGCAAUGCAUAAAAAGACGACAACAACCACAACGACAACGACUACAACAACAACUACGACAAAUCCUUUCACAGGUUGUGAACUGGAUCUUUCCACGACAUACAAGAGUUGGAUGCAUCUCGUUUGCGUCUGUUGGAAAAACUCAAACAGAGUUCAGCUUGAAAGAAUAUGGAGAUGAAGAUGGAGUGAUUGAAGCUUUAGGAAAGCUGAAGAAUACUGGUGGAACGACAGCGAUCGGAGAAGGUAUUGCCUUGGCAAUGAAUCAAUCAAGUCUCCGGGAUGGUGCUCGACCAGAAUUUGCAACAAAGGUAAUGAUUGUUUUCACGGAUGGUUAUAAUAACAAGGGACCGGAUCCAGUUGAGAUUGCAACAAAGGCCAAGGAUGAAGGUUGGGAACUCUACGUUGUCAUGAAAAGAGAAGCAAUUGAGCAUCAAUCGUUGCCACCGUAUGAAGAGAUUAUCAAUGAAAUUGCUACUUCUGAGGAUCAUAUUUUCGAUGAAAGCAAUGUUGAGAAGAUGUUUGAUCGAAUUGGGAAGAGAAACGAGCCGUGCAAAAAAUCAAAAGAUGGAAAGGCUCCAAAUGCAAAAGCUCUUUUUGAAGCGAUUGAGAAGAAACGACCAAAGUCGAAGGCGAAAAAGCCGGCACCGAAAAGACAUGGA